AAUCCAGAACCGACGCAUCCGGACGAGCGGCCACAGUACCCGAGUACGCCUGAACUCCAACCUCUGACUCACGUAAAUAUAUGCAAAUGACCAAAUUCUCUCGUAUUUAAGGCCGAUAACGAGUCGCAGGAGGUGUCAGUCGGGCAGGCAGAGAGAGAAGAGAGCGUGACAGGCAUCGGGAAUCGGUUAAAAACGGCGAGAAAGGCGGAAACUUCGUUUUGUUCUUCCGUCAUCUGGGAUCUUAAGGCUUCUGCAGAUUCUGAAUUUCUGAAUUUUCUGCCGAAGAAGCGAGAAAAGGAGGCGAUUCUGAGUUUCUACCAAGGAAGCGAGAAAAGGAGGCGAUUCUACAGAUUCUGAAUAUCUACAUUCUACCAAAGAAGCGUGAAAAGAAGGAGAUUCUGCAAAUUCUGAAUUUCUGGAUUAUCUGACGAGGAAGCGAGAAAAGGGAGGAAAUUCUGCAGAUUCCGAGACCCGUUUGUGCUCAGUUUUCUUUUAGUGGGACUUAUUCUUCUGUUAGACUAUGGGUCGGGGUGCUAUAUUGUUCUUCAUAGUGUGGGUUUUGUGCUUAGCGAGAGGAAAUUCGCUGGAACGUGAACUCGGAGAUAAUCCCGAUAUUUAUCUAAGUGUGCCGCAGCUGAUUGCGAAAUACGGCUACCCAAUCGAAGUCCACCACGUGACCACAGACGAUGGCUACAUUCUGGAACUCCACCGAAUCCCACACGGACGCAAGACAGGCCACAGCUCUCUCCAGAAGCCGAAUCUUAGCUCCUUCGAAAAUGAAGUUGCUGGGAGGAUGCCCGUGUUCAUGCAGCACGGCCUCAUGUCCUCGUCAUCCAGCUGGGUUCUUGGCCCUGUCGAUAAAGCACCAGCAUACAUGAUGGCCAAUGCUGGGUAUGACGUGUGGCUGGGCAACGUGCGAGGGAACCGAUAUUCUAAGAACCACACGCAUUUGUCACCGAAAGAUAAGAAAUUUUGGGAUUUCAGGCACAACCAUCUUCUAUGGAUGCAUGUCCAGCCACCCUCAGUAUAACAAAAAGAUUAAGGCGAUGUUUGGGCUUGGACCGGUAGCCACUGUGAAGCAUAUCAUAAGUCCCAUCAAGUACCUGGCUCCUUUUGCUAAUGAUAUACAUAAAUCUACUGGGUGAUUACGAGUUCCUGCCCUACAACCGGAAGUAUGUGGAGUGGACGGAAUUUGUAUGCACUCACUUCAGGUACGAGAAACUCAUGUGCAGGGACGCCCUUUUCUUCUUGUGUGGAUUUGAUGCUCAUCAGUUUAAUAUGACUUGGCUUCCUGUCAUUCUAAGUCAUGGAGCCGAGGGAACAUCCACAAUGACUGUAGUUCAUUAUGCCCAGGAAGUUAACACAGGGACAUUUGAACACUACGAUUUUGGAAAGUCAGAGAACUUGAGGAGGUACCACCAACCAACUCCGCCGAAGUACGACCUGAAAAAUGUGACGGCGCCAGUGGCUCUGAUCUGGGCGCAGAAUGAUUGGCUGGCCGACCCAGAAGAUAUUGUGUACCUUGCAUCCCAGCUUCCAAAUUUGGUGAUGAACGUAAAGAUGCCGCUGCCUGAUUUCAACCACAUGGACUUCAUCUGGGGAAUCGAUGCAGAUAAACUUGUCUACAAAAGAAUCCUGAAGUAUAUGAAGUUCUUCUAAUUAAAGCGAAUGUUGAGAAGUUGCUUAUUGCAAUCUAUGAUAGAGGUUGUAUGUAAUGCUUCUACAAAAGAAUCCUAAAGUAUGUGAAGUUCUUCUAAUCAAAGUGAAUGUUGAGAAGUUGCUUUACUGCAAUCUAUGAUAUAGAUUGUAUGUAAUGAUUCAUUCUGUUGGUGUAUGCCACUUUUAUGUGUAGAUACAUAGAGAUCAUUAUAUAUGUAUGAUUUAGGUAUCGGUUUACUGUGAAUUUGUUACCUAUGACAUUAUUUACUUUUAGUCCCAUUAUUCUAAAAUGUAAUAUGAAAUUAAGCUUAUAGAAAUAUAUAUGUACAAUUUAAGAAUACCAGUGGUCACAAAAAAAAAAAAAAGAUUUGUGGAAGUUGUUUUACAAAUACCGGUCACAACAGACUU
Penaeus monodon (black tiger shrimp) is the source of this 2067-nucleotide messenger RNA. RefSeq names its product gastric triacylglycerol lipase-like. Gene Ontology annotation, molecular function: hydrolase activity, acting on ester bonds. Gene Ontology annotation, biological process: lipid metabolic process. NCBI's taxonomy places the organism in Eukaryota, Metazoa, Arthropoda, Malacostraca, Decapoda, Penaeidae. The record is from RefSeq and is a predicted model, not a curated record.